Fusarium verticillioides 7600 is the source of this 2725-nucleotide messenger RNA. RefSeq lists its product as hypothetical. The transcript is spliced from 3 exons. The record is from RefSeq and is a predicted model, not a curated record. Gene Ontology annotation, molecular function: nuclear import signal receptor activity; protein binding. Gene Ontology annotation, cellular component: nucleoplasm; nucleus; cytoplasm. Gene Ontology annotation, biological process: NLS-bearing protein import into nucleus. Bases 325 to 1983 code for a protein of 552 amino acids. NCBI's taxonomy places the organism in Eukaryota, Fungi, Ascomycota, Sordariomycetes, Hypocreales, Nectriaceae.
CAAAGCCCAGAGAAAGACUCGCCCACUGCCUGGGUCAAUCAUUUCGAUGCCCUCCUAGUCCCCGGCCGACCCAGACCCAGCCAGACCCAAGACUUCUCUUCUCCAUCAACAUCAACAACAAAACUUUCUCCUUCCCCCCUCCCCUCAUCCUCUUUUCCUCACUGGAUUCUUUACUCUACGCUGCAGAGCAAGUCUUCUCUCCCUAGACGCUGAGCUCUUUCCAUCUUCUUCUCUGCGAACCCUUUGUGCAUCUUUCACCCCGCACAUCAAUUUGCUACUGUUCACCUACCAACGCCCCCUCGUACCAAAACAAUCGCAGUCAUCAUGGCUGAGCGAUACAUUCCCGAGCAUCGCCGAACUCAGUUCAAGGCUAAGAAUACUUUCAAGCCUGAGGAGCUCCGUCGUCGUCGCGAGGAGCAGCAAGUCGAGAUUCGAAAGGCCAAGCGUGAGGAGAACUUGGCCAAGCGUCGAGGUAUUGGUACCGGUGAGAACCGCCCUGGUGCUUCUCUCGGUGCCGCCCCUGAUAGCGAUGAUGAGUCCGCUCCUACCGAGUCCCAGUUGAAUGAGGACCUUCCUCAGAUGGUGCAGGGUGUCUUCUCGGACCAAAUCGAUUCGCAGAUUCAGGCCACAACCAAGUUCCGAAAGCUUCUUUCUAAGGAGCGCAACCCCCCGAUCGAGGAGGUCAUCAAGACCGGCGUCGUUAGUCGUUUUGUCGAGUUCUUGCGAUCCCCUCACACCCUGGUCCAGUUCGAGGCUGCCUGGGCUCUGACCAAUAUUGCAUCCGGCUCCGCCACUCAGACACAGGUUGUCAUUGAGGCUGGCGCUGUCCCGAUUUUCGUCGAGCUUCUUGCCAGCCCCGAACCCGAUGUUAGGGAACAGGCCGUCUGGGCCCUCGGCAACAUCGCUGGUGAUAGCCCUCACUGCCGUGACUAUGUCCUAAGCUGUGGUGCUCUUAAGCCUCUCCUUAACCUUCUCGGCGAUAGCCGUAAGCUUAGCAUGCUCCGCAAUGCUACCUGGACACUUAGCAACUUCUGCCGUGGCAAGACCCCCCAGCCUGACUGGACUACCAUUGCCCCCGCUCUUCCUGUCUUGUCCAAGCUCGUCUACUCCCUUGAUGACGAGGUCCUCAUCGAUGCCUGCUGGGCCAUCUCUUACCUUUCCGAUGGAUCUAACGACAAGAUUCAGGCCGUUAUUGAGGCUGGCAUUCCUCGCCGACUGGUUGAGCUUCUCAUGCACGCUUCUACGUCCGUCCAGACUCCCGCCCUGCGCUCCGUUGGCAACAUCGUUACCGGCGACGACGUUCAAACACAGGUUAUUAUCAACUGCGGCGCCCUGCCCUGCCUCCUGUCUCUUCUGAGCUCUACCAAGGAUGGCAUCCGAAAGGAGGCUUGCUGGACAAUUUCCAACAUCACUGCCGGCAACUCUUCACAGAUCCAGGCCGUCAUUGAUGCCAACAUUGUUCCUCCUCUGAUCCACCUUCUGCAGAACGGAGACCUCAAAACCCGCAAGGAGGCUUGCUGGGCUAUUAGCAACGCCACCUCCGGUGGUCUGCAGAAGCCGGAGCAAAUCCGCUAUCUGGUUUCUCAGGGGUGCAUCAAGCCCCUGUGCGAUUUACUUGGCUGCCCCGACAACAAGAUCAUCCAGGUUGCCCUGGACGGCCUUGAGAACAUCCUCAAGAUCGGCGACCUUGACAAGCAGGCCGCUGGUGAGUCUGGCGACUCCAUCAACCGGUAUGCUCUGUUCAUUGAGGAGUGUGGAGGCAUGGAGAAGAUCCACGACUGCCAGAACAAUGCCAACGAGGAGAUUUACAUGAAGGCCUACAACAUCAUCGAGAAGUACUUCUCGGAUGAUGAGGAGAACGCGGACGAGGGUAUGGCCCAACAACCUGCUGGCCCCAACGGCACAUUCGGCUUUGGUACCAAUGGUGCUGCUCCUUCAGGCGGUUUCGACUUUGCCAAGGGUAGCGACGCCAUGGACAUGUAAAAGGCUCGCUGGAUCGGAUUGAGAAUUUCGAUAGGAAAUCCAGAAUGUGGAGCAAUCCUAACCCCCCCAAAAACAUAGCACCAUCACGACACCCCUUCCCCCAGAACAGUUUUAUGUGACUGUCGUUUUCCCCCAUCCCCAUGAUAUCACACCCCAUACCGCGUCUUUUUAAUGUAUCUGGAAGGUUUAUACGAGGGGAAAUCUCACCCCUCAGAUUACAGGCCCUAUGGUAGCUUGAAAGCUCCAGCCUGAGAGUGAUGAAGUAAGACGAGAGCGGAGUCGGCGGUGGCGUUUGGCUUCUCGGUCAUGAAUACUCAUGAGAAGAUUCUACAGACGCCGGCGAGUUUACGUGUAUACGCUGAAGACAUCAUGAUGGUUGGUGUUUAUGCACAUGGGACUUGCGCAGGACGACCGCUGAGGUGAGGUGAGAGGCAGCGUCAAUCGAGGACGGAUGCCUUGGAGAGGCCUAUGCUAGUGCACCAGGACUUCUGAGACGAUGAAGCUCAAAAUUACGAAAUUCGCUGCCAAGUGGUGGUGAGUCUGGUUCAGUGGUAGCCAGAGACCGUAGUUAAUCGAAAAGAAUGCGAUGGGUGUUUGCCCCUCAUUCAUGAAUACCAGGCAUGACACGUAAUGAUUUUCUGACUGUAAAUUGGUGUCGAAUGAAGACGACUUAUUUACUCGCACUUGAACGAGAAGAGAAGAGAAACUAUUCGGGUCUGAAUAUACUCCAAGUAUUUUUCGU